AUGUCAUACUACAACCCAGAUCCUGCUGCGAUAAUUGCACAGCAGCAGGAUGAGCGUUUUGUGACCUUUCUGUCGCAAAGGGACACGUCCCUUCAGAUCCCGGUCAACUAUGUAACUUAUCCCGGCGUUGUAUUGACAGCGGCAUGUUUCGCCCAUGGCCGUUAUGAGGAGACUGCAGCGGCGAAGUGCUUCUCCAACCUUCUGGCGACUGGAUUUCGAAGGCUUGAAGCAGAUGUAUUCUGGGACGUGAGCCGCAGUGUCUGGAGUCUAUGUCCGGUCGAGCUAGGUACGGCGGAUGGACCUCUCUCGACGUCAGUCAGCGAAGCAUCGACACCUUUCCAGACGGCCACGCAGCUGGCCAGCGACCUGUUGACGAAUAAUGGAGAUGCCAAACGAGCUGCCCCGACUCCGCUGCGUGCUGUCGAGAGGCAAAACAGCGAUGUGUUGUUGGCGCCGAGCUUCAGCACAAGAAGUGCCAGCACUCCCAGUAUCACGACUACAGUGACUCUGGACGCGCCCCUCAUUCCGACUUCCUUACCCACCUACAGUCGUGCGCCGGAUCCAGUAACCAGCGAUGUUACCAUGAUCCAAGCCGGGCCGUACUCCUGCACUCUGGGCGCGGAUCUUGCGCUGCUUGUUCAGGUGCUGUCAGAACAUCUCGACAGCACCGAGACUAAUCUGAAUGCGUCUACAAACAUGCUCACACUGAACAUUCAUGCUGCUGCAUCUCCCAAUGAUCCAGCUGGAAGUGCGCAGGCACCUUCAGACGAUCAGAUGCCUGAUUCAGGGUCAUUGCUGAGCUCUGUCAUAGCGAGCAACACGUCAGUAUACAUGUAUACACCUGACGAACUCGAGUCACAGCGAUCAGAUCUGAACAACUCGAAAAGUUGGUUUGCCGUCCUGCCUGAGUACCAGCCAGCAGCCAUUUACUUUCAAGUUGAUACGAACAGAGGUCAAGUGUACACACCAAACGGCUGGCCGAGCGAAGCAUACAUCGAAAUGCAGCAAGCCAAGCGUCUUCUCGUGGGGUUCGGGGAAAUUGAUCCACAGAUGAGCGGCUACAACUUCACUGGAGACGAAGGCCUUAUUUUCUCGCAAAACUACAUCGACGAGUCACGCGUCGUCACCUUUGGAAGCAAUAACGACAUUGAGACUGGCUGCUUUUUCGACCCCAAUGUGACUUCUCUGGCCAGAACGAACAAUUCCUGGGCCCUCACAGCUCUGGGCAACGGUACGGCACCCACUGGAGCAGCCUUGACCUCAAUGCUAUUGCAAGCUCGAAACCUUACUUCUUGCGGCAUCUCGACCAUUAUCAAUGGCACCCUGAACAAUGCCACAGCGGAUGAAAACUUCGAAGCAUAUGCAGCGUUCGUGAAUGCCACUGUAUGGACCUGGGCGCCUCGUCAACCAGUGAAUAGCUCGGCUUCAAAUGAGUACUCGAACUACCGCUGUGCUGCACUGAACGCAACAUCAGGAUACUGGCAGGCCGAGGACUGCGGCAGUUCACUUUACGGCGCAUGCAGAAUAGGUGAUGAGCCCUACCGCUGGCAGAUCAGCGACGCAAACACGCCAUAUGAUCGGGUCGAUCUGGGUUGCGAAGGAAACUCCAGUUUCGACGUACCACGCACAGCACUCGAAAACACCUAUCUACUAUCCGCAUGGAGAGACUUCAGGUCCGACGACAGUGAUAAUGAUGGAGGCGCUCUACUCUGGCUGGACUUGAACGACUUGGACGUCACGUCUUGCUGGGUCAUCGGCCAAAACACGACUUGCCCGUACGAUGGCCCGCCCUCGACUAGUACUCGAGAGAUUGCGGUUCCUGUCGUUGGUGGUGUCAUCGUCUUGGUUCUGGCGGUUCUCACGGUUCUGGUGAAAUGUGCCGGAAACAGGCAGAAGUCGAAACGACGAAGGAGGAGGGGAGAUGGUGGGUGGGAUUAUGAAGGCGUGCCAUCGUGA
Messenger RNA from Zasmidium cellare ATCC 36951, 1956 nucleotides. RefSeq lists its product as uncharacterized. NCBI's taxonomy places the organism in Eukaryota, Fungi, Ascomycota, Dothideomycetes, Mycosphaerellales, Mycosphaerellaceae. The coding region runs from base 1 to 1956 and encodes 651 amino acids. The transcript has 4 exons. The record is from RefSeq and is a predicted model, not a curated record.